AUGCAGUCUGGGAAUUCUUUUAGAGCUGCGAUUCUGCUUUGUCUUGAAAUAAUUUCUGGUUACUUUGAGCAAAGUUGUUCGAAUCUAAUCGGUCCCGCACUUUCGAUAUUUACAGAAAUGUCUGGAGGAUUUUUAGAUGACAAUAAAAUACAUGAAUGCUUUUGUAAAUAUUGUGGAGAACGUAAAAAGAUUGAAGUUAAUUCAAUUCAAUGUAUAAAAUGUAAUUUUUGGGUUCAUGGAGAAUGUGCAGGUUAUAAAAAAGGUGACAUAAGAAAAAUGAAAGAAAGUAAAUUCAAAUGUAAAUAUUGUGUUAAAGAAGAGGAAGAAGAGGAAAAGAAAAAAUUAGCUUUAAUUGGGAUAUAA
Molecule: messenger RNA, 363 nt
Organism: Meloidogyne enterolobii
Lineage: Eukaryota; Metazoa; Nematoda; Chromadorea; Rhabditida; Meloidogynidae
Source: the annotation of a GenBank genome assembly